Messenger RNA from Gastrolobium bilobum, 402 nucleotides. RefSeq lists its product as uncharacterized. The transcript has a single exon. Lineage: Eukaryota; Viridiplantae; Streptophyta; Magnoliopsida; Fabales; Fabaceae. The record is from RefSeq and is a predicted model, not a curated record. The coding region runs from base 1 to 402 and encodes 133 amino acids.
AUGGGAAACUGUUGCAAGCCGGCAUCGUCAAUGGAGUGGCACGGCGAGGACUGGAGUUCUUUGACAUCUAAUAAGACUACGAGGAAGACGAGCUCAAGCAAGGUGUUUGAUGAAACUCAUGGAUUGAGUUUAGAGAACGUAAAGAAGGAGAAGCUUUUAGGAGCGCUGAGAGCUUCUUCUGAUGCCAAUGGGAAGGUGAAGAUAAAGAUUUCAAAGAAAGAUCUUGCAGACUUGUUGGGAGUGAUUGAGAAGCAACAUCAGAUCAAGAAGCAAGUUGGGCGAGCUUCUGUAGAACAAGUUCUUUUUCGCUUAAAAAAUGCCAGAGAUCUUGCAAAUAGGCAUCAUGAUGCUCAUCAGAGACCCUGGAACCCUGUUCUAGAGAGUAUUCCUGAGGUUAAUUAA